Copidosoma floridanum is the source of this 1156-nucleotide messenger RNA. RefSeq names its product asparagine--tRNA ligase (gene AsnRS). Gene Ontology annotation, cellular component: cytoplasm. Gene Ontology annotation, molecular function: asparagine-tRNA ligase activity; nucleic acid binding; ATP binding. Gene Ontology annotation, biological process: asparaginyl-tRNA aminoacylation. NCBI's taxonomy places the organism in Eukaryota, Metazoa, Arthropoda, Insecta, Hymenoptera, Encyrtidae. The record is from RefSeq and is a predicted model, not a curated record.
CAAUAAAUAAUAAAUUACAAUAGUGCAUGUGUUCUCAAGUUUAGUUUUACUUUUAGGGGUGUUUCUGUACUUAUAAUUUGUUAUUGUAUUACGUACAAACUUUAUUUUACUUGGAAACUAAAAAAUCAUUCAACAUGCCUGAUGCUGAUACCAAAGCAGUUCUGAGUUCUAUUUAUACGUCCGAAAAGAAUGGCAGCGACGAGAAUGGAGACGGAACUGAAUCCAAACCAUUCAAAACAAUACUUCAGGCUAUGAGAAGUGCAGGUAAAGAGCCAUUCCCUGAAAUAUAUCAAGAUGCAAAAGAAGAGAAUAAAAAAUAUGAAUUGGCUGCUAAAUCGCAAUUAAAAAAGGUUCAAAAAAUUUGGGUGAGAGAGCAAUACAAAAGUGAAGAUAAGCAAAAAAAAUUGCAAGAAGAUGAGGAAAAAAGAAUAAAAAAUUUAGAGGAGGCCAAGUCUAUUGUGAUUAAAGAAGAUAAAUCUUUACCUGAAGCUAUACUUGUCAAAAUCAAUCGGGCACAAAAGCACAUUGAGCAAAGGGUUAAAAUUUUUGGCUGGGUCCAUAGAUUGAGGCGUCAAGGGAAAGCAUUAAUGUUUAUUACUUUGAGAGAUGGAUCGGGAUUUUUACAAUGCAUAUUAAAUGACAAAUUGUGUCAAACAUAUGAUGCUCUUGUGCUCAACACUGAAGCUUCUGUUCAAUUAUUUGGUACACUGAAACCUGUUCCAGAAGGAAAAACGGCUCCUGGUGGACUCGAAUUACAUGUUGACUAUUGGAAACUUAUAGGAAACUCUCCACCUGGAGGUGCUGAUGCAAUUUUAAAUGAAGAAGCUCAACCUGAUAUCCAGCUAGAUAACAGGCAUAUAAUGAUUAGAGGAGAAAAUACUUCCAGAAUCUUAAUUAUGAGAUCGGUAUUAACUCAAGCAUUUAGAGAUCACUACAAAGACAGGGGGUACUGUGAAGUAACUCCUCCCACUCUUGUACAAACCCAAGUUGAAGGAGGAUCAACUUUGUUUAAACUCGAUUACUUUGGUGAGGAAGCUUACUUAACUCAAAGUUCUCAACUUUAUCUUGAAACGUGCAUUCCUGCAAUGGGUGAUGUUUACUGCAUUGCUCAAUCUUACAGAGCAGAACAAUCGAGGACUCGAAGACAUCUUGCCGA